GCAGGGGCGGCGGGGCAUGGGGAGCGGCGGGGCGGGCUGGUGCCUGGCGCUGGCGCUGCUGCUGCUGCUGCCGCCGGCCGGCCUGGGCAAACCGACAGCGCGGCAGGAGCGGGCGCGGCCCGGCGCCGCGCAGCACGAGGACCGGCCGGGCUUCCAGUACGACCACGAGGCCUUCCUGGGCAAGGAGGAGGCGCGGAGCUUCGACCAGCUGAGCCCGGAGGAGAGCCGGGAAAGGCUGGGGAAGAUUGUGGAUAGAAUAGAUGACAACAAAGAUGGCUAUCUCACAACAGAGGAGUUAAAAAACUGGAUUAAACGGGUACAGAAACGCUAUAUCUAUGAAAAUGUGGCUAAAGUUUGGAAAGACUAUGAUCUAAACAAGGACAAUAAAAUUGCUUGGGAAGAAUACAAACAAGCCACCUAUGGUUAUUAUCUAGAAAAUCCAGAAGAAUUCCAAGAUGCAACUGAUCAGCACAGUUUUAAGAAAAUGCUGCCCAGAGAUGAAAGACGAUUCAAAACUGCAGAUCUGGAUGGAGACUUAGCUGCCACUCGUGAAGAAUUCACUGCUUUCCUUCACCCAGAGGAGUUUGAGCAUAUGAAAAACAUCGUUGUCUUAGAAACCUUAGAAGACAUAGACAAAAAUGAGGAUGGUUUUGUGGAUCAAGAUGAGUACAUUGCUGAUAUGUUUGCAAAUGAAGAGGGUGGACCAGAGCCUGACUGGGUGAUUACAGAACGUGAACAGUUUUCAGAUUUUCGUGACCUCAACAAGGAUGGAAAGAUGGACAAAGAGGAGAUUCAGCACUGGAUUCUCCCACAAGACUAUGAUCACGCACUAGCUGAAGCCAGGCACUUAGUCUAUGAAUCGGAUGUAGACAAGGAUCAAAAACUAACAAAAGAGGAGGUUCUAGACAACUGGAAUAUGUUCGUUGGAAGUCAAGCUACUAAUUAUGGGGAGGACCUCACAAGAAACCAUGAUGAACUAUGAUACAGUAUACCAUCCAGUAUGCCUCAGACCUUUUCUCCGCUUUACUGAAAUCGUUGUGUCCAUCCUAUCUUUUGGGGGAAGAUGGGCAAGGGACACACUCACAGCCGAAUGACUUGCAUUAAUAUAUUUUUAACAUGCCAGCUUAUUACCUCAGAAACAGCGUAGAAAUAGCUUUUUACUCUUUUCACAUGGUUAAAUGCAAUAUCUAAUUACUACAGUUUUAUUUUGGAAAAAAUAAAAAGGUAACUUUUCUUAAUAGAUAGAGCCUGACCUGGAAAAGGCACUUCUAAAAACAUAGUUGCAAGAAUCUUUAAGAGUGAAAUAUGUUCUUCAAAUAUCCACUGUAACUAUAGUGAAAUGCAGCUAGGAUAAUGUUUAAACAGACUAAGCUAUUUAGUCGUCUUUUUUAAUAGCAUAUAACGAUUUAGCGUUAUACUUUGAUCCUCCUAUCCAGAGAAAAGGUUUGACACAACAAGAUCCACGGCCUUUUUCUGCGCACUGUUUUUCUCUCCUGGUUUGGGCCAGAGGUGCCGCAGAAGGUAUCCGGCAGCCCUCUGGUUCAUUGCUUUACAAGUGCAACAUGUACAACUGGCCCUUCUCUCUAACUCCCAUCACAGUGCAGAGACAGCACAUGUGGCCCAACACCCUGUGCCGGCAUUCCUCAGCGAGGGUUGUGGAGUUCAUAGUGACAGCUGCUCCUUCUGACAACAGAAUAACGUACAAUUGUUUGUGGGCUGUUGGUUAUGCUGUUUCCUGGGAGGAAUUAUGCCACAUGGAGCAUAAUUUAUCUCACGCUUUUCACACUUUACCCAAGCCACACUCUUGUUCACACAGUGUGAAUGGCAGCAGUUUUGUGAUGGAGAAAGAACGAGACAUAUCACCCCUCUGGGCCUUCUGUCUUGUCUACCACAUAAGAGGACAGAUUUAUGUGGCUAGAGUUUUGGGUUUGUAUGUAUAUACGUACAAGUACGUGUUACUGAAGCAACUACAUGAAGACAGCUUUCCUUCUAAAGAAAGGGAUAAGCUUUCCACACAGGUGCUUUCUUUUUUACUCUAUAAUGUGAGCAGUUACAUGUAUAUUUUUAUAUACCCAACUUAGAUAAGUUUGGUUGGUUUUAGAUGUACUGGUUCUAAAAUAAGCACAAUAAAACCAGUACUUCUUUUUUGAUACUAUGAAGGUGCAAUAACACUAACACGGAGUACCAUAGAGAGAUGAUGUGAAAGCACAAACCAAGCCUUUAAAGCCAGUUGUUUCCAAAGCACUGGGUCAUUGGCAGCUCCUGCAGCACUGGGUGGUGCAGUAUCUACAAACAGCAGCUGGACAUACAGCACCAACUGUUUCUUCUUCACCUCAUUAAAAAAAAAAAAGAAAAAGCUAGAAGUAAGUCCAAUAUACAUAGUUCCUAUUGCUAUCACUAAAACUUGUUCUGAAUGCUAAUAGUAAGAGAUUAGGGCUCCACAACAGUGUUCACCUGGAGGUUCCUUGAAGGGUUUGGUCUACUGCAUCACACACUGAUGAUCACACAACCAUCCAGAGAGGAGCUUUGAGACCCCCAGGUUGUGAUAUACUUCAGGAAUAUAACAGAUUUGUGAAAAUCAUCAUGAGACAAUGCAGAACUGUGACCUCCAUAAGCAGUGUCAUUUUUAUAAGGUCAUAUAAGAACUGUGGUGAAAUAUUUUAACAUCUUCCAUUUGAAGAUAAUUAAAUCUAGAUACCAGUGUCUGGCAGAGAUUACAUGUUCUUGGUAGAACAAUUAUUAAGCUUUUGGUGUGCACUUCUUACGGCAUUGCCAGCAAUGUCUCUGAAAAAGUCCCUACCUCUUCCACUAACAUACAGUAGGACAAAUGUCAUAAGACAUAAGCGAACUGUUUUUGCUUUUCCAGCACCUUCAAGUUAAAUAAAUGCCUAAAUGCAGUGUUAUCUGAGAAGCAAUAAAAUUGUAUCUUGGCACAUGUAAAAGAUGAUCUGUUUUGUUUAUGACUUGGAUUUGGAAAGGUUUGUUGUAUUAGAUAAUCCUAACCGUCCUGAGAGCUUUUUUAUUUUUAGUAGUAGUCCUUUCAUACUAAAAUUUAACGUUUUUAUAUUUUAGUAACAGAAUUGCAGUAUUCUCUCUGCACUCAGAUUUUCUUCUGCUGUUUCAGGAAACAAUACCUUAAAAGACCUCAAAAAAAGCUUGUUUCCUGCAAGUGAAACUGCAGCUCAGACUGGAUACUAAGCCAAGGAUUUUCACUGAAGCCCAAGGGAAGGUUGUUUGCUAACUCUUGUUGAAAUUCAGUGGGAGUUAGGUGCUGAGACACUAAGCAUUGUUGCCUUCAGCUAAACAUGACACUUCCAAAUCCACUGCAUACUGUCCCAACAAAAUCUGCAUCUGAGCUUUGACAAGCAAUCGCAUUUUCUUCCACGUUACUCAAUGAAUUUGGAAUAGAAUUAGCAUCACAUGAAAUUGUGUUCCCAUGUUUGUUCUUGAUUCCUAUUAAGGCUUGGAACACACUGGGCAUUUUCCAGUAUAAAACUAUACUUACAUGAGUAAGAAUGCUAAAAUCAGAGGAGUUAUUCAUGGUAGCACAAACUGCAAAUUUAGACCCAUAGUAUUUUACAGUAAAAUCUUUUUUUUACCAAAAAAUUGGUACUCGGGUAGACUAUAUCCAGCUAUAAAAAAGGCAAACAUUCCAAUUAGAAUGAGGUUCAAAAUAAUCAAAUUAUUUAUCAUCAGUAAUGGGUAAUGGGGUUACAUUAAGACUAGGAACUUUUUUAUAAAAGAAUAUAGAAACAUUUUUUUCAGAGAAUGUAAGUAUCACUGAUGUCAUUUCACUCUAAAGGCUACCCUUUUGUUUCUGCAGCUCUUCAUAGUGUUUCACUUACAAACAUUCAGUAAUGCACAGUACAUUUUGUGCACUAAAUUUUCCUUUCAAGCUCAAUGCACUAAGGAAGAGUAACUCCAAAAGAGACUAGAGCUUCUGGGUUUAAAUUUAACACUAUUUAAGGAACGCAAACUUUUGCUAGGGGAUAUAACUGUUAACAUUGUGAUUUUUCAAGCCUAAGGUUUCUAAUGGGGUUUGACUGUUCCAGAGAUAACAUUAUUUUUUUUUUCCUAGGUAACAUAUUUCAAGUCAUAUUAUGAGCAAAUGUUACAAAAUUUUAGUGUAAUGUGAAAUACUGUAAUGUCAGAUAGCAUUAUUUAUCUGCUUAAUAUGACUAAAACCAUUAAUUGCUGGGAGCCAUGCUUCAUCUCAGCAACAUGAAAAUCCAUUUUGUGCCUAUCUUGUCAGUUAUUGCCAAUUUUCUUAAUGAGUUGUGAUGUAGUGAAAUUCUGUUGGGAAAUGUGUUUAUAUAUUUCCAACUGCAGGUUCUGUACGGUAACUUAUUACAUAGAUCCUCCAUUAACUCAAUGUUUUCAUUAUGCCUAUGCCACAACAUAUCAAAGGUGCAUUUUUCUUGCUUAGAUAUGUGGAAUAGCCAUUAUUAUUGCACAUGCAGUUUUAAUUAUUAGAAUUUAUGAAAUUAA
Messenger RNA from Harpia harpyja (harpy eagle), 4488 nucleotides. It is a transcript of the gene RCN1, whose product is annotated as reticulocalbin 1. Bases 17 to 982 code for a protein of 321 amino acids. Gene Ontology annotation, molecular function: calcium ion binding. NCBI's taxonomy places the organism in Eukaryota, Metazoa, Chordata, Aves, Accipitriformes, Accipitridae. The transcript is spliced from 6 exons. Gene Ontology annotation, cellular component: endoplasmic reticulum. The record is from RefSeq and is a predicted model, not a curated record.